UCAGGUCUUCCUGAUGCUUACACUGCAGGUGUUUAUUCCGCAUCCCAGUUUCCAAUCUUCCCAAUUGGUUUAGAAAGAACCGGCUGGGUCAAAAUGCUGCUGGAGGAGCACUGAUUUCUCUCUGACCGUCUCCGGUGGGAGGAGAGCUGAACAGAAUGUUGUACCUAAACAGUCUGACCCUGGCUUUACUUUUCUCUGCGAUGAUAUUAACAAGAGCCCAACAAUCCGAAGAACCAGAAACCUGUGGUGCUGUCUCGCUUUGCUGGGAAGUGACAUCAAGUCUCACAUCUGAGAGAAGGCAAAUUUAUCUAAACAGUAACAAUGUCCUUGAGGCUAACAGACUAAGAAAAUCUGGCUCCUGGUUUCUGGCACCGAGAACACAGCACACUCUACAAUACUCGCUAGCAAACAAGUCUUCUACCUGGAGAAUCUACACCAUGUGUCCUCCACACCUCCUGGUGGAUUCCCUAAAUGGAAGCGGUGCAGAAAUGUCUCCCAUCCAGUUUGCUGACUUGAAAAUCGAAGACUCUGACCAAAGAUUCCCGUUCCAAAGGAGCAUCAAUCUGGGCUGUCAGGGAGAAGUGUUUUACAUCUCUGAGGCAGAUGGUGUAGCUCUGGUAUUAGUUCUUGCUGCUGAAUUCCCCUUGAAGAUCACUACAGCAAGUACUGCUCUGAGUUUCUCUUGGGGUUUCAGAGACUGUUUCUUUGAGGAUUCUCCUUGCGCCCUUCUGUUGCUCAACAUGAGGGGCAACAAUGUGCAUCAAGAGAUGGUUCGAGACCAGCCCUAUGAAAUCAAAGGCCUAACACCAUGUGAAGGUUACACGUCAUGUUUGAUGAUUGCAGGGCAGCAUGAUAUCUGUGCUGCUAGCACAACAGAUCCUAUGCCACCUAAUAACUUAACCAUAAUCAGUUCGAGUGCUCAUAGCCUUACUGUUUACUGGGACAAACCAGCUUUGGGAAGCGUCGACUGGUUCCAACUGGACGUCCACUUGCUUGGGCAGAGGGGAGAGGUCAUCAAUCCAUUACUUCAGUCUUACAGUUUAAUACAAAGUGGAACAACAUUCCUUAUCGAUGGGCUGCCAGCUUGCCAGAAGGUGAAUGUUUCUCUCGCGUCUGUAUGUGAAGCAGUUGAGAUCAAGAAACGUCCAGAGAUCUUUGUGGUGGCAAAUCUAGCUCCCAUAAAGUUUGUGAAAGUUACUCAGACAGCUGGCUCCACUGAUGGCUAUGUUGUGUCCUGGUCAGUGACGGGCAAUCCAUCAGGAAUAUUCUUCUAUAUCUACAAACAUGGAACUCUGCAACGUGUCCAGAAACAGACAGAAUAUAUUUCAUCUGGUCUCGAACCCUGCACCCAAGAGACGUUAACAGUGGAGGCUGUUUGCAGGACUGGUGCAGUGGCAGACUCUAGAACAAUCACUGUGGCAACAGCGCCUGAAAUGAUCACUAAUCUGUUCUACAAGCAAACUGUUGAUGGAGGCUUUUUCUCCUGGAAACCUCCACCCGUAUUUCAUGGUGUUUCUAUCAGUGUUGUUAACGUGUUAACAGCUUUCACCAGGAAGCAUUAUUACCAGGUGUUGGGCUUGGAUCCUUGCACUCAAUACCAGUAUGUGUUUGCAACAGUCUGUGGGCACUGGAGGAGUGAAGCUAUCACCAGGACCGAGUUCACAGGUUGUCCUUUAGACAUCCCACCUUCUGGCUAUAGAAGCAUUGUGGUGCUGCCAGAAAAAAUACAUUUCUGCAUUUACUUUCCAUGGAUGUUUUCUGAUUAUAUGAAUGACCCAACUUCUAGAGCAUACCUAAAAUUGGCAACUAUCGCUAAUUCCAAGAUUCUGCAAUUAUUCUUGGAUUCUGGUCAAUUCUCCAGCGUAGAAGUAGAGAUGUUGUAUCUGUCAAAAAGCAAUGAGACAGUUGAGAUGAAUGUUGCAGCAGAUGUCCACUUCAGUGACACCACCUCCAGCUUUGUGCACUUUUUGGCUGGCAUAAAUGAUUCGAAUGUGUUUCCAAUGGGCAGUGCACUAUUCUGGAAUGAUGAGGAUGAAUGUGCAAAUGCUACGGCUAAUGAUUGCCCAGUGGAAUCAGACUGCAUCAAUACUUUUGAUUCUUUCACCUGCAUCUGUCAUCAAGGGUACCUUGAAACCAAUGGCCAGGAGAGAGUUUGUAAAGAUCAUGGAGUGUUCACACGUUGUGAACCAGGUUUAAUGGAAAUAAUCGUAUCAAAAGAAUUUUUAGCGGAUCGGGUGAAGACCGGAACAAACCUGGUCUUGAAUGAUGGUGGCUGUGCUGUCAAAGAAGGGCCAGAGUAUUACACUUUCACAAUUACUAAAAACCAGGAUUACUGUGGAGGACAGCUGCUGCUAAAUGAGACUCACAGCAUAUUUAAACAUGUCAUCACUAAUGAGUUCCAUUCUGAUUUAAUAAUCCGAGAAGAGCCACUAAUAUUUGAAGUCAAAUGUGCCUAUCUACGUAGAUCCUUGGUGAACAUGUCUCUGCAAGCCCCCCAACACAUCAGGAUUUUUAAGCCUAUCGUGCAGUACCAUGAAGCGAAACUCCAACUCUCCAUGACCCUGUACAAAGACGAUACUUUUUCGCCUGAUGCUGUUUAUGAGGCAAGUCCAGCAAUUUGGCUGAAUGAUGAUCUCUAUUUGGAGGUCAAAUUCUCUGGGGCUUUUGGCACUGCUUUUGUUCUGCAAGUAGCUUCGUGUUGGGCAACGACCACACCUGACUCUCAAGAGAAGAGGAAAUUCCACUUCCUUCAAGAUGGCUGUCCUAAUGAUGAGACAUUCAGGUUGCAUUCUGCAAAUGGAGCUUCCAGUAGUAGUCGAUUUUCCAUCAAGAUGUUUCACUUUGUUGAAGCAGCAAACCACCCCAUCUAUCUUCAUUGUCAAGCCAAUAUCUGUCAUACUGGGACUGCUGAUUGUGUAGUGAAGGAAUGUUCUGCUGAGCAGUUUGCUAAAAGAUUACAACGGGAUAUAUUGGUAACCGACUCUAAGCCUGUGAACGGAAUCGUCACUGUUGGACCCAUCGAUCUGUGGAGCACGACUGAAAGUGGGGCUUUAGAUCUGGGAGCUGCAGCAAUAAAGUGGCAAGACUUGAAAGUGCUUCUUUGGUUAGCCGGUGGUUUAAUGGGAAUGACACUGCUGAUGUUGUUUGCAGUUGUUUUAAUGAAAUGGAUUAGGAUUCAAAAUACACAGUCUAGAAUUGCUCGUGCUUGAUUGAAGGAUGGGCAACUUCUGCCAUUUAAAUGCUCAUGGAACCUCAACCUAUAUAAAUUCAGAUUCAUGUAUCAAUAGUGCUGUGUUAAAAUAAAGGAGAAUUGAUUGUG
Messenger RNA from Rhincodon typus (whale shark), 3319 nucleotides. RefSeq lists its product as uncharacterized. The coding region runs from base 156 to 3209 and encodes 1017 amino acids. Gene Ontology annotation, biological process: neutrophil migration. Lineage: Eukaryota; Metazoa; Chordata; Chondrichthyes; Orectolobiformes; Rhincodontidae. The record is from RefSeq and is a predicted model, not a curated record. Gene Ontology annotation, cellular component: cell surface; apical plasma membrane. Gene Ontology annotation, molecular function: calcium ion binding; protein binding. The transcript is spliced from 18 exons.